Messenger RNA from Doryrhamphus excisus (bluestripe pipefish), 5096 nucleotides. RefSeq names its product CKLF-like MARVEL transmembrane domain containing 7 (gene cmtm7). The record is from RefSeq and is a predicted model, not a curated record. NCBI's taxonomy places the organism in Eukaryota, Metazoa, Chordata, Actinopteri, Syngnathiformes, Syngnathidae. Gene Ontology annotation, cellular component: membrane.
AUUUGUGAUUGGGCUGUGAAAUGCGUCCACAGAAGUGGACUGGGCGUACAUUUAGGCGCGUACACUCGAGCUUGUCCAAUCGGCAAGUCUUUUUCCUGAGCUUCUUCUUCAUAUCAACUUUAUUAUUAGUCCAAAGUUGAGAGUCGUCUUGUCCGAAGCCGCCAUGUCUCACAAUGUUAUCACCGCCAGCUCCACCACGACUUCCGCCUCUGACGGCGUCGUCAACCUGGGCUACAGCAGGACCAUCCCGGGUCUGCUCAAACUGGCCCAGAUGGUGGCGCUGCUCAUCACCUUCCUGUGCGUCCACUGUGUGCGAGGGUGGCCCAACUGGGCGGCCUUCCAAUUCCUUCAUGUGGUCUCUGCGUGGUUCCUGGUGGUCCUGCUGGUCUUCUUCCUCAUGCACCUUUUCCGACUGCAGGCCAAGAUGCCGUGCAUCAACUGGCCUCUCACAGAAUUCUUCCACUACGCCAUAGGGACUGUCCUCAUCUUCAUUGCCUCCAUCGUGGCCGCAGUGCUGGCCGGAGGAGUAUCAGCUCUGGUGGUGGCAUCGGUGUUUGGCUUCAUCACAACCUUCCUGAUGGUCGUCAGCUUGUUGACGUCUUACAGCGUGUCCUGUGGCCCCCAGCAGACUGGUGCGGCUAUGUAAUGGCUCAUGGUCAUUUGGGAAGAGGAUGGCUUCAACUGCCCCUGGCUCACAUUUCUGCCUCGCAACACGCUAACAGCUGAAUACAUUUGGCUGACAAUUGGGGUUGCAGGUAUGAGGAGGUGAUCCAGGAGCAGCGUCGUUUAAGAAAAAAAAGAUUGCGAAAUGUUGGCGUUGCGUCACAGAGUCACGUUCACGUCUUUGCUAAAAACAAUGCCUACUUCCAUCUUUGCCUUUGCUUACAAGCCUUCUACUUGACUUGAUGUUGACAGAAGAGCUCCCCGCCCUGUUUGUGCCAUUACAACUUCGCCAAUAUUGCUAACUUUCACUUCUACCUGCUGGUGCUCACUUCUUGCUGCAGAUUCUCUUCCUGCUUGCACACACUUUAGACUAUUUCCGUGUAGGACAAAGUCAUGCACCACACACAUGCAUGUCUCUAGCAUGCUGCUAUGUUGGAGGAAGUGUUAGCGUGCUAACAUAGCAAACAGAUGCACUUAGAAACAUCCAGUCUUCUUCUUUAAGUUAUAUUUUGUGUCAUAUUUUAUAUUGUAUUUCUAUUUAAGAUUGUAAAUGCCUGGUCAGAAAAUGAACAACUGUUGACUCUCGAAUGAGCAACAUCUGUAAUCUGUGCCAAUCAAUCUGUCCCCGACGGGUCACAUGCACACGCAGCCUGUUGUCAUGGCAACACACGGGCCGGCGUGCACGGUGCUAGUCCUACCACCAUUUCAACUUUACCACCGAGAUGUUUACACAAGAGCACAUUUAUGCUCAUUCAGCAACAACUCCAUUCAACAUCCGAGCAUGAAAGCACACAAUCAAGCAGACUGUUAGCAAAUUGUUAGAAUUCACCGACAACUUCUACAUUAUUAUGUAUAAUUUCUAUUUGUACACAACAUGCUAAUGCUAACCUGCUGUGCUGUGUCUCACUUGGUGUACUUGCGUAUUUAAACCAGUCUUUUGGGUGCAUAAGAGCUUUUAAACUGAGAAGUACGGCAAAAUACAGUGCACUGUCAGGACCUGGAUGUCACACUCAAAAUUGUGAGUGUGCACUGAUGGACCACUCAGGUACAAAGGACUGGGCCAGCUCUCUGUAUUUCGGGUAUUGGAGCCUGCAGGCUGGUCCCUGUAGGCCACUCAAAGCAGGUGUUGAGAUCAGCCUCCUCUGGAUGUCAGCAGGGUGUCAAACGCCUCCCACGCCUGUUAAUGGCAGCUUUCCUCUUAGCGAUCUGGGUACUUGGUAGUCACCAGGGGUGUAGGGUAAUGACUUGGAACACAUGUAGGAACCAUUGAGAGUGUGUCCAUGGAUCUGAAGAACCAUUAAAAGUUAUUGUUGCGCACAGGAACGACUUCACUUUUUAUAGUCAUCAAGAACUUACCAACAUUUUUGAUUGUCAACUACUGUGCUUUAGAAUUGCUAAGUUUUAUUUCGGGAAUCAGAAAGGACAGUGUAAAAAUACGACACCACACUCAGCAAAAAGAGAUUGUAUGUGGGUAAAUGUUAAAAAGCACAAACAUUUUGACUAAAACAAAGGUGCUUAUGGUGACUCGAGGGAAGAAAUAGUCCACCAAGAGUUUGAAUAUCGUCGGAAAAGGCGGCGAUGUUGAUUUUGGGGAUGAUUGGCUGGGAUUCCGCUCUCCGGGAUUCUGGGAGGCAGUUGGAGUGAGGAGGCAGCUUCAUCCGAUGCGAUUGAGCAACAGCACUUGGUAGCACAAAGCGCUGUUUUUGCCGUUCCUUGACCUCAAAACCCGAUGCAGUCAUUUCCUGUAAGUGUACAAUGACGGUAAUGGAUUUGGGACAGCACUGCGCCGUCAAAACAUACACGCUACUGUAUGUACACAGGCUGGGUCUCAAUGUCAGAGCACUUCAAUAAGUAUACUGUCCUGCCUACACUGUGUACUUGGAUCACACUCAUCAUUUUGAGUGCAACAGCCGGGUACUGACAGUGUGCUGGAUUUUGGUCUGACUUAAGCACUCAAAAGGCUAAGUGUGCUUCUCAGUGUCAAUGUACUUAAGCACUCAAAACACUGAGUGUGCCUCUCAGUGUCAAUGUACUUAAGCACUGAAAAGACUAAGUGUGCUUCUAAGUGUGUAGGUACUUACACACUCAAAAGGCUAAGUGUGUUUCUCGGUGUGAAUGUACUUAACCCGUAGAUGCAUAAGUGGGUCAAAAAUGACCCGGUCAGGUUGUUUUCUUGAAAUAUCUUCGUAAUGAAAAUUUAUCAUUUCAUAUUCCAGGUAUUCCUCAAAAAACAUGUUUUUGAUAUCAUGCCAUUCACAUUUUUUAAUAAUAAUAAUAAUAAUAAUAAUACAUUUUAUUUCAAAGCGCCUUUCAGAACAGGUCGCUGUACAGAAGAUAUAAAAACACCAAUAUAAAAUACAAGAUAAAAGAGAACAAACAAUGAAUAAGAACAUACAAUAAAUAAGGGGGGGGGGGGACCAUGUGAUGCAGUUAGAGGGAGUAAGCUUGUUUGAACAGAUGAGUUUUAAGUUUGGAUUUGAAGAUGGGAAGGGUGGCAGAGUUACGAAGGUCAGGUGGCAAUGAGUUCCAGAGUUUGGGAGCAGAGUGGCUGAAAGCUCUGCUCCCCAUAGUGCUAAGGCGUGCAGAGGGUACAGUGAGACUAACUUACCUUUUAUACAUUUUAAGAAAUUUUUGUUUUUGUGUUACUAUCCCAACCUUCCAUAAGUGGGUCAAAAAUGACCUGCAUGCAUUUUCUAUGGAAUCCAAUAGGAACCUUUGAUUCUUAUCAACUUUGGCUGUCAGGAAUAAAUUAACUGUAGACCACACAGACUAUAUUAGAAGUGUCACCCGUCAGGAAUAUUAUUUUACACAUAAAGUGCUAAUACAACAAGUAUUAUCUUCAUAUAAUAUUGUGUAUGUGUCUUUCAUGACUGUUAGUAUUAGCAACAAAUUAGCCUACUUUAUAACUAGCUGAUACUAGCUGGCUAACAUUACUAUAUGUAUUGUUGGGUAUUACUCUUUUGUUUCCUCAUCCAUGCCUUGGCUGCUAGAUACACAGCUGAAAUGGUCCUACAGAUGCUGGAUGAUGGAGAGGCAGUAACGGGGUUGGACUAUGAGUAAGAAAUGUCUGAUGACCCAGACUUUUGUCCAGGUCGCAAGCCAAGUAUGGCCUAAAGAUGCACGCAUCCCCUAUGCAAUAGAUGGUAUAGUUUCCACUGGGAGACAACCAUGGGGAGCAGUUCAGAAUAAUUUGGGGAAAACAUUGUCCAGCAGUUGUGUAGUAAAGAGAAACAGCUGUCAGAUGUGGCCAAAUAACAAAGAUCACAAAGUCAGCCAUAGGUGUGGGAAAUGCAAUAUACCUGUGUGCAAUGAUCACAGACAGAAACGGGUAGUUUGUCUGAACUGCAUGCAGAGAUGAGACAAGUGGAAACACACAAUGGAUUCUCACAUUUUCUAUUGUUGUACGGGGUCAUUUUCUUUUUCAAAGAUGUAAAAAAGUGAAAAAUUAAGAUGUUUCUAACAUGAAAUCAUUCUUGCGUGGUCCUAAAUAUAAUACUAAAUAUCAUACAAGUGGUUAUUCCUAACCAAAAUUGGCAUAAAAACGCAUUGACUCUAGUAUGGGUCAUUUUUGACCCACUUAUGGAAGAGUGUAGGGUCCAGUCACUCGUGCAUCUAAGGGUUAAAUAAAGACUUAAGCACGCAAGUGCACCAAUUGAGACACAGUAGGUCAACUGGUUUGACCGGUGCAUGCUAAAGGCAAACAUGAGCAAUAUGUUAAUUAGACAUGCAAAAGAUGCCUCUACUGGUUUUUGUUGUAAAAUGUGCUGUUGAUUGUAUCAUGAUGACAAUUGUAAGAUGAAGAUGAAUAAGAACACAUCUUCAUCGUUACCUGUAAGAAAGAUCAAACAUUGCCUCUGUGUGAAUUAUGUUCAUCACAUUAAUUGUUUUGUAUUAGGGCUGUGCGGUGGUCUAGUGGUUAGCGUGCAGACCUCACAGCUAGGAGACCAGAGUUCAAUCCCACCCUCUGCGUUUGCAUGUUCUCCCCGUGCAUGCAUGGUUAAUUGGCGACUCCAAAUUGUCCAUAGGUAUGAAUGCGAGUGUGAAUGGUUGUUUGUCUAUAUGUGCCCUGUGAUUGGCUGGCGACCAGUCCAGAGUGUACCCUGCCUCUCGCACGAAGACAGCUGGGAUAGGCUCCAGCACUCCCCGUGAGGAUAAGUGGUAGUCAAUGAAUGAAUGUUUUGUGUUACAAGAGGUCAUCUGACAGACUUGUCUUAGUCCUUCCCCCACAUUUAAGUGCCUUAUGUGCCGCUUUUUUGAGCCAGCUAUCACGUAGCUACAUGCUAACAUGCUGUCUUAUAUUGUUUUAUAUUUUACAUUGGAACCGUGUUAUGUGUUGUCCUUUCAAGCAGCCUAGCACCAAACUCAACACUCAAAAAUGUCAAAAAUAAAAACAAUCUCAAUCACGUGACAAGACAUCCGCAUUAGAUGACGUC